GGCAUGUGACUCUCGCAAUCUAUAGACGCCAAGUUCAUGGUCCAUCUGUAUAACUUGUGAUAUCCCCUGCUUGCUAUUCACGGGUAACUCCUCGACAAAAGCAGAUUGUUUCUAAAUUGCUCUCUGGUAUUCAACAACCUCAAUCUCUGCAGUCAUGAAGUAUCUGAGUGUAUUGCUGGUGGCAGCUUGCGUGGUGAGCUCGCUGUCGAUGUCGUUCACUGACUUCGACGAGGAUUGGAACCAGUGGAAGAACGAACACGGCAAGCGAUAUCUAAGCGAUGAGGAGGAAGCGUCGAGGAAACUGAUCUGGGAAAAGAACCUCGACAUCGUCAUCAAACACAACCUCAAAUACGACUUGGGCCACUUCACCUACGCACUCGGAAUGAACCAGUUCGCCGACCUGCAAAAUGAAGAGUUCGUCGCCAUGAUGACUGGUUUCCGAGUGAAUGGCACAUCAAAGGCGGCUAAAGGAUCCACCUUUCUCCCAUUAAACAACAUCGCUGAUCUCCCAAAGACCGUCGAUUGGCGCACCAAGGGUUACGUAACUCCUGUCAAGGACCAGGGACAAUGUGGUUCAUGCUGGGCGUUCAGUACCACAGGAUCUCUGGAAGGACAGCACUUUAAGGCAACGGGUAAACUGGUGAGCCUGAGCGAACAGAACCUGGUCGACUGCUCCGGCAAGGAGGGCAAUGAAGGGUGUAACGGAGGUCUUAUGGACCAAGCCUUCCAGUACAUCAUUAAAGCAGGAGGUAUUGAUACAGAGGAAAGCUACCCCUACAAGGCAGUGGAUGGCGAAUGCCACUUCAAGAAGGCUAACAUAGGUGCUACCGUCACUGGUUAUACUGACGUCACCUCUGGUUCUGAGAAGGCACUGCAGAAGGCUGUAGCCCACAUUGGUCCUAUCUCGGUCGCCAUUGACGCCAGCCAUAUGUCCUUCCAGCUUUACAAGUCUGGUGUGUACAACGAGCCCGAUUGCAGCUCUACCUUGUUGGACCAUGGUGUUCUCGCAGUCGGCUAUGGAACCACUAGUGAUGGAACCGAUUACUGGAUUGUCAAGAACAGCUGGGCAGAGACUUGGGGAAUGAAUGGAUACCUGUGGAUGUCUCGUAACAAGGAUAACCAAUGUGGCAUCGCUACCCAAGCUAGUUACCCUCUGGUGUAAUCGCCAUGCAAUAUUGCUUCCGCCAUGAAUCUGUUCGUGCAAGAACAUCAAGUCAUUUCUGAGGACGUCCAAUAACACUAUGGUCCACUUCUCACUUCAUAUUAUGGGCUUAACAAUAGCAAAUGACAAUCAAAAUAACACUAUCCAUGUGCACAUGUCCAUCCCAAGGAUUACUACAAAGCACUAUUACUCCGGCUUUGGCCAAAGUUCCUCAAGGCACUGUGACCACACCCUAAAGCUUUACUCAAGAUAGCACAUUUUAGAAACAUAAUUAAUAAUGAUAAUAACAGAGCUGAUGUGCACUUCGUCGAUGUAUUCGAGAAAAAAAAGGAUAAGAGGUUAUUAAAAAGGAAUUCAUGUGAUAUUGAUAACAAACCGAGACAUCGACGGGUCAUGUAAAACUUUUUUAUCACACAUUGUAUUACCUCGGGGAAUAUUCCACCCUGUACUAUCAUUUGGGAUGGAUGUCGAGACUGUACAAUCACACUAUCCAUGCAUCCCCUUCUGAUCUAAAUAGGAUCAACAUCGAAUUAAAUAGGGGCAAUUUAACCAUGUCCCUAGAUUGUCGUUGGUUCUAAGAAUGCAAUGUAACAGUUGUAAGAAUACGUACAUUUCCAAUAUUCAAUAAGUGGGAUUUUAUAUUCAUGUUGCAAUUCAAUUUUAUAUUUCUACGUCAUGAUUCGUAAUCUGUAUAUUAUUUUUGCUACUUGUUGCAUUUCUAUUAACAUGAUGAUAUUUCAAACAAUCAUUGAGUCGAUUAAAAGAUUAUUUCUCACCUCA
This is a messenger RNA of Strongylocentrotus purpuratus (purple sea urchin), 1942 nucleotides long. RefSeq names its product cathepsin L1. The record is from RefSeq and is a predicted model, not a curated record. The transcript is spliced from 7 exons. Gene Ontology annotation, molecular function: cysteine-type endopeptidase activity. NCBI's taxonomy places the organism in Eukaryota, Metazoa, Echinodermata, Echinoidea, Camarodonta, Strongylocentrotidae. Gene Ontology annotation, cellular component: lysosome. Bases 155 to 1162 code for a protein of 335 amino acids.